Molecule: messenger RNA, 858 nt
Organism: Schistocerca gregaria
Lineage: Eukaryota; Metazoa; Arthropoda; Insecta; Orthoptera; Acrididae
Product: brachyurin-like
Exons: 6
Coding region: 1-858 (285 amino acids)
Biological process (GO): proteolysis
Molecular function (GO): serine-type endopeptidase activity
Source: RefSeq, a predicted model, not a curated record
AUGGCUAAUCUAACUUCAAGUGAGAACAACGUUGCCACAGGAACAAUGGCAAUGGCACCGAAGUCAUUGGAACAUGGACUGACGAGCGUGGUACAUUUGGAAUUUUACCAGUGGCAUGCGUCUGCAGAAGACCGCAUCGUGCAAGGGCCGCUGGCGGCGGAGGGCCAGUUCCCGUACCAGGCGGGCCUCAUGAUCGUCACCUCCGGCUUCUGCGGCGGCUCCCUCAUCUCCACCACCGCCGUCCUCACCGCUGCGCACUGCGUCGAAGUCGGUUCGUUCUUCACGGUGCUACUCGGGGGCUUGGAGCGGCUGCCCACGUCUGGAGACAACAGCCAGUCCUUCUACACCUACGACGCCGUCAUGAACGACGCCUACUACACUGUAGACGACGGCGCCGCCUUCAACGACGUCGGCCUCAUCUUGUGGUCCGAUCCCAACACCAUCACCGACUACGUGAAGCCUAUCAAGCUGCCGUCGAGGUCGCAGGUCAGCGAGGCGUUCGCCGGCUACGACGUCACCGUCGUUGGGUGGGGACUCACCAGCAACGAUGAUUGGCUGCUUCCCGGGUAUCUUUCCUACGCUGACGUGAAGAUCUGGGACAAUGCAGACUGUCACGAACAGUAUGGCGAACUUGUCGAUGCCAACGCCGUCUGGGCAAUGGGCGCCAAGGGUCAGCAUGUAUGCACUGGCGAUAGCGGAGGCCCUUUGGUGGUGACGGACUCGGACGGCGAGCCACUGGUCGUGGGAAUCACUUCGUGGCGUCUGCUCGACUGCGACUCCAGCUGGCCGGACGUUUCCAUGCGCGUCAGCGCCUACCUCGACUGGAUUAGCGAGAACGCCGGCGUCACCAUCUCCUGA